AUGGAAGUGAAGUACAGCAUUUCUUUUAUUAUUAUAGCCUUCAUCGCCCUUCGUGAUGUCACCUCGACGGUUACAACGAAAGACGUAAGAACCGGUGGACUUCUGAAGCCGCAGGCUGAGAAGAUCAUCAAUGGUGUCAUUGACAUCGUACAGAGCCACAAGAACAAGCCCCAGCAGAACCAAUAUCCAAGCUAUCCCCAAUACCCGCAACAGUGGAACUCCCAAGCGAACUAUCAGAAUGGAAAUUUCCAAAAUGGUUUCAACUCCCAAACUCAAUAUCAAGGACAAUUCAAUGGACAGGGCCAAUACAAUUAUCAAAAUGGAUACAACCAAGCUGGAAACUUUGCCCAAAACAACAAUUACCAAGGAUUCUCUGCACCUAGCCAGGGCUUCAGCACGCAAGGUCAAAACCAGCAGUAUCAAAUCGUUUAUCAGAACACCCAAAAUCAGUUUGGUCAAGCGACGAACGUUGGGCAAACUGGGUCUGGGCAGAAUGGCCAAUACUUCGGCACGACUCAGACUGUAAGUCAGCAAGGGAGUACAGGGCAGUAUCAAGGAACUGGGAAUUACCAAGGCUCUGGUCAGUAUCAGGGCAGCACUGGUCAAUAUCAAGGUAGCUCAGGGCAGUACCAGGGUGGUACUGGACAGUACCAGGGAAGUUCUGGACAUUACCAGGGCAACGAAAAUGGAUCCAUCAAUGGACAAGGUUUCCUUGUACCUAAUAACCAGGGACAAGGCCCUACUUGCGUUUGCCAGGCGUGGACCAAACCACAAUCAGAUAUUUUGAGCGAUACACCACUUCCAGAAAAAACAGAAAAAGCGGGAGAUCCAAUGCAGCAAGCUAGACUUAUGUAAGAUAUCUUUUAUCUAACUCCAUUCAAGUUGACAAAAAAAACUUAACUUCAUUGGAGUUGAAUUUAUAGCGCCUGGUGAAAUUAAAUAGCUGAAUGUAUUUUUUAACUGGAGCUAAGAGAAAUAUGUCAGGCGUAAUAUUUCAGCCAUUGUAUUGUAAAGCGUAUUGUAUUUGAAUAAAUU
This is a messenger RNA of Zerene cesonia (dogface butterfly), 1035 nucleotides long. RefSeq names its product glutenin, high molecular weight subunit PW212-like. The coding region runs from base 1 to 855 and encodes 284 amino acids. The record is from RefSeq and is a predicted model, not a curated record. The transcript has 2 exons. Lineage: Eukaryota; Metazoa; Arthropoda; Insecta; Lepidoptera; Pieridae.